CGUGACCUUGGGACGACCUUAACGUUGCUUACUGGAUGUAUGUACACGUGAAACAAAUCAAUUUGUUAUUAAGUUUAUCUGGAAGGAGCGGACUGUGAUAUUUUCACACUUAUAUAAUAUUAGGAUAGUCCAGCGCUGUUCUGAUUGAUAAAGUCGUGUUAAACGUGGGGAGGUUUAAAUUCGCUACUGGUUUUAACUACGAAAGAGUUUAGACGAGAAAUUCAAUAUUACUUGUGUGUUGUGUGAAAUAAAUAAACAAGACGGUGUGUAAUUUCCGGGGUUUAAAAUAAAGCUGCACCAAGCGGUAAAUGUCAUCGCCAAACGGUAUGUAAACACUGGGUUCAAAACAUUGUACACAACGUAUACAGUGUGGUCGAAUCUAAUUACGCGAAUAAGCACACGUCUUGACGUUUGUUUUGCAUACGAUUUAAAAGUAGAAGAGAUACAGUAAAUCAGAAUCUGGAAUCAACACCGUUAUACAUUAAGCUGCAUACAUCUACACUUCAAUUAAAACUGCAUUGCGUUUGAGGAAGACGCAGUUCAAUUAAAGGGACACUUACAAUGAAGAUCGCGUUAUUAGGGGCCACAGGACCUUCGGGUCUACAGGUUGUGAAGGAGGCUCUUGCGAGGGGUCACGUUAUCACCGCGCUGGUUCGAAACCCCGAGAAGUUGACAGAGAAACACGAACGUCUUAAAGUGGUGACGGCGAACAUGUACGACGCUGACGAGAUGGCGCCACACUUUGAGGGCCAGGACGCGGUUCUCUCCUGUCUCGGGACCAGUCCCAGCUGGUUCAGCAUAUGGACGAUCACAUUCUACACCGACACCGCCAAACCCAUCGUAGAGGCAAUGCGCAAGGCAAAGGUCUCGCGACUUGUGUUCAUGGCGUCAUGGUAUACGAAAUACGACAGAAGCGACCCAUUUAUCAUCAACUGGGUACUGAAGCCGCUGUUCCUGGGUCAAUCCCUUCACAACAUGGGUCAGAUGGAGGACUAUCUUGAUCAGGAGUGUGCCGACAUUGCGUACACGUCCGUUCGGCCCCCCCAACUGGUCGACACUGACACGUCAGGGAAGCCUGUGCUUGCCGAGGUGAGUCAGAGCAUUCGGUCACCAGGGAAACGGUUUGUGUGCUGUCGACGAGAUGUCGCGAGAUUCAUGUUGGACGCAGCGGAGAAGCGCGAGUAUAUCCGAAAAUGUGUCGCCAUAGCAUCCGGUUGAGGAGCAAGAACGUCGUCUUCACCUGCGAGAAUUUUAAGUGUAUUACCGAGAGUUUCUUCCCUUCGAAGGAUAUGUGGUUGCGCUUUGAAAUAGCAGAGAACCCAAAUGAUCAAUGAUUAUAUUAUAAUAAUAUUCUAUGGACUUGGUUUCGUGAACCGUGUUAAAUUGAGAAUGUGUUUAACUUACAGUCUAACUUCACUUUUUGUGUAUGUGUCCGAACAUUAAAAUAUAUUUAAAUAUGUACACGCAUCUGUGUUUUGCGUUUGUCGCAAAAGAAGUCAGUUAUAAUUGCCAUUUAUGCGUUCAUGUCUGUACAAGAAAUAAUUAGUCGAUUGUUCAAAUCGAUUUAACUGAA
Dreissena polymorpha is the source of this 1573-nucleotide messenger RNA. RefSeq names its product flavin reductase (NADPH)-like. The transcript has 4 exons. Lineage: Eukaryota; Metazoa; Mollusca; Bivalvia; Myida; Dreissenidae. The record is from RefSeq and is a predicted model, not a curated record. The coding region runs from base 562 to 1218 and encodes 218 amino acids.